Messenger RNA from Arachis ipaensis, 815 nucleotides. The record is from RefSeq and is a predicted model, not a curated record. Lineage: Eukaryota; Viridiplantae; Streptophyta; Magnoliopsida; Fabales; Fabaceae.
AUAGGGGAAGGGAGCCGCAGGAAAGGGGAAGGGAGAAGAAGAGGAAGGCGGCGCGGUGGGUGUCACUGCCACCGCCGCCGCCGCUGUUGGCAAGGGAUGGAGGAGAUCCGAGAGGGAAGGAGAGCGCCGGUGAAGAGAGGAGCCCGCGCCAUCCUCGCGAAAUGCCAUUGCCGCCGCACCAUCGAGAGUCGCGAGGAGAGGAAGGCGUCGCCAUUCCGUGUGGCCGCGCCAACGUUGCCGUCAGGGUCUUCUUCACCGCCGUCCUUGCUCGUUGUUUCCCUUGGAGUCAUUGCCAUCGACCCUUGCCCCUGUCGCCGCCGCGAGUCGCUAACAGGGAUCGGAGCUGAGGGAGAGGACAGUGUAAGGAGGGGGAGUUGUUGCUGCCGAAGACGCAAGCUGAAGGAGCUGCCUUCAGCCGCCGUCGUUGCGCCAGUCGCCGUCGUGUGCCGUCACUACUGCGUGUGCCACUGCCGCCACCUCUGGUCUGUCACCGUUGAGCAGAUCCACGAAGAGAGAGAGAGAACCUGGGAAGAGGCCGCUGCCGGAGGAGAAACCAAUCUCGCCGCCGUGCCUGGCCGCCAGAAAAUUCUGCCGUUACCGUCGCCGGAGAUCUGGUCGCCGCCGCCACUCGAGGUGGUUGCCGGGGCUGCCGGCAAAACGGUUCAGCUAUCAUCGCUAUUUCAUUUUCUUAGUUUGGUUGGGUCCUGAUGAUUGCGUGUCGCAUAAGUGUUGCUGUGACUGUUGUGCCGUUCCUUUUCUUUCUGAAUUAGUAUCCGAGCUUAUAUACGUGGCGUUGAGGCUGUUUCUGCUGUUGA